AUGGCAAAAGUCAACAUAACUAGAGACAUCAUCCAUAGGCAGAUCAAGGAGCGAGGUGCCCUGAGCUUUGAGCGGUGCUAUCACGUCACUGACCCCUUUAUCCGACGACUGGGCCUGGAAGCAGAGCUUCAGGGUCACUCAGGAUGUGUGAACUGUCUGGAAUGGAAUGAGAAAGGAGACUUGUUGGCUUCUGGUUCUGAUGACCAGCACACGAUUGUAUGGGACCCACUGCACCACAAGAAGCUGCUCUCCAUGCACACAGGACACACUGCAAAUAUCUUCUCUGUCAAGUUUCUGCCUCAUGCGGGGGACCGCAUCUUGAUCACUGGGGCAGCUGACUCCAAGGUACAUGUCCAUGACCUGACAGUAAAGGAGACGAUCCACAUGUUUGGAGACCACACAAACCGGGUGAAGCGCAUCGCCACGGCGCCAAUGUGGCCUAACACAUUCUGGAGUGCUGCUGAGGAUGGGCUUAUCCGCCAGUAUGACCUUCGGGAGAACAGCAAGCACUCGGAGGUACUGAUCGACCUGACAGAGUACUGUGGCCAGCUGGUGGAGGCCAAAUGCCUCACCGUCAACCCCCAGGACAACAACUGCCUGGCAGUGGGGGCAAGUGGGCCCUUUGUGCGGCUCUACGACAUUCGCAUGAUCCAUAACCACAGAAAGAGCAUGAAGCAGAGCCCUUCGGCAGGUGUGCACACCUUCUGUGACCGGCAGAAACCCCUUCCAGAUGGUGCAGUCCAGUAUUACGUAGCAGGUCACCUUCCAGUGAAGCUGCCUGACUACAAUAAUCGUCUGAGAGUGCUGGUCGCCACCUACGUGACCUUCAGCCCCAAUGGCACAGAGCUGCUGGUCAACAUGGGAGGGGAACAGGUCUAUUUGUUUGACUUGACAUAUAAGCAGCGGCCGUACACCUUCCUCUUGCCUAGAAAAUGCCACUCCUCAGGGGAAGUCCAGAAUGGUAAGAUGUCUACCAACGGGGUGUCCAACGGCCUACACCUUCACAGCAAUGGCUUCCGGCUUCCAGAGAGUAGAGGACACAUGAGCCCCCAGGUAGAGCUCCCCCCAUACCUGGAACAUGUGAAACAGCAAGCUAAUGAGGCUUUUGCCUGCCAGCAGUGGACCCAAGCAAUUCAGCUUUACAGCAAGGCUGUGCAGAAGGCUCCUCACAAUGCCAUGCUCUACGGGAACCGAGCUGCUGCUUACAUGAAGCGCAAGUGGGAUGGUGACCACUAUGAUGCUCUGAGGGACUGCCUCAAGGCCAUCUCCCUAAACCCAUGCCAUCUGAAGGCGCACUUCCGCCUGGCCCGCUGCCUCUUUGAGCUCAAGUACGUGGCUGAGGCACUGGAGUGCCUGGAUGACUUCAAAGGGAAGUUCCCGGAGCAGGCCCACAGCAGUGCUUGUGAUGCACUGGGCCGUGACAUCACCGCUGCCCUCUUCUCCAAAAGUGAUGGUGAAGAGAAGAAGGGAGCUGGGGGGGGCGGCCCAGUCCGCCUUCGCAGCACAAGCCGCAAGGACUCCAUCUCAGAGGAUGAGGUGGUGCUGCGGGAACGAAGCUACGACUAUCAGUUCCGCUACUGUGGCCACUGCAAUACCACCACGGAUAUCAAGGAGGCCAAUUUCUUCGGCAGCAAUGCUCAGUACAUCAUCAGUGGCUCUGAUGAUGGCUCCUUCUUCAUCUGGGAAAAGGAGACCACCAACCUAGUCCGCGUGCUUCAGGGAGAUGAGUCCAUCGUUAACUGCCUGCAGCCACACCCCAGCUACUGCUUCCUGGCCACCAGCGGUAUUGACCCUGUCGUACGGCUCUGGAAUCCCCGACCAGAGAGUGAAGACCUCACAGGCCGAGUUGUGGAGGACAUGGAGGGCGCUUCUCAGGCUAACCAGCGGCGCAUGAAUGCCGACCCGCUGGAAGUGAUGCUGCUCAACAUGGGCUACCGGAUCACAGGCCUGAGCAGUGGGGGGGCUGGGGCCUCCGAUGAUGAGGACAGCUCUGAGGGCCAGGUGCAGUGCCGGCCCAGCUAG
Molecule: messenger RNA, 2022 nt
Organism: Chrysochloris asiatica (Cape golden mole)
Lineage: Eukaryota; Metazoa; Chordata; Mammalia; Afrosoricida; Chrysochloridae
Gene: WDTC1
Product: WD and tetratricopeptide repeats 1
Exons: 15
Coding region: 1-2022 (673 amino acids)
Biological process (GO): negative regulation of fatty acid biosynthetic process
Cellular component (GO): cytoplasm; Cul4-RING E3 ubiquitin ligase complex
Molecular function (GO): protein binding
Source: RefSeq, a predicted model, not a curated record